CAAGACUACAGUCUCUCUCUCAGCUGAUUCCACCCUCCUCUCCGUUGUUUUUUUGCAGAAGGAGCUGCUUUGCAGGGAGGUUGGGGGGGUAACACAGAAGAGGUUAUAUAUAUGUAUUUUAUUUCCCUUUAUUAAAUGAUAAUCUUCUUUCUGCGUGUUUAGAUUCCCUUCCAUAUCUCUCUUUUUUUUUGUUCCAGUUUGAAACGUCGUCGUUGUUUUUGUUGCUGCUGUGUUGUUAAUCGUUUUGUUGUUUUAAAUAAUACUGUUAAGUUUUUGUUUGUUUGUUUGUUUUAACUUCCACAAAAACAAAAAAAAGGCUUUAAAUUGAAAAAAAGUUAAGGCCUCUUCGUUUUUAAAUAAUAGCCGUUAUUAAUUUUUUUUUUUUUAAAGCUGUAUGACUAUGUUGUUUCUGGACACCCAGGUCAGUGUGAGUGUUUUCACCUCAGUGACUGACAGCACCGAUGAACCGCUCCGAGCGGCGGUCCCUCCGUCGGUGGCGCUGGGGUUGACGGUGGUCUACACGACCCUCUACUCGCUGCUGUUUGUGUUUGUUUACUUGCAGCUCUGGUUGAUACUGCAUUACGGCCACAGGCGCUUCAGUUUCCAGAGCGUGUUUUUGUUUCUUUGCCUGCUCUGGUCCGCGCUCAGGACUACACUUUUCUCCUUUUAUUUCAAAAACGUCUCCCAGGCUAACCAGUUGCAGCCCGUCCCUUUCUGGCUGCUCUACUGCUUCCCCGUCUGCUUGCAGUUCUUCACCUUGUGUCUGCUCAACCUUUAUUUUGCACAGGUCAUGUUUAAGGCCAAAGCUAAAUAUUCUCCAGAGCUCAACAAAUACAAGGUGCCGCUGCGGCUGGCCUUCCUGUUCAUGAGCCUCUUCUUCCUGGUGGUGAACGUGACGUGUGCCAUGCUGCUGCAGGGCAGCGUGCCGGAAGCGGAGCUCAAGCACGCCGUCCUGGCGAGGGUGCUCAUCAAUGACAGCCUCUUCGUCCUCUGCGCCGUCUCGCUCGCCGUCUGCAUCUUCAGGAUCGCCAAGAUGUCCUCUGCCAACGUCUACCUCGAGUCAAAAGGCACAUCUGUGUGUCAAGCCACAGCAAUAGGGGUGGCAGUGAUCCUGCUCUACACCUCCAGAGCCAGCUAUAACCUGGUGGUGGUGGCUCUGUCUCCCGAGGACCGGCCCAGCUCCUUCAACUAUGGCUGGUACAACGUCUCCGAUCAGGCGGAUGUGGAGAAGAUCAGCGGGGAGGCCUAUGUGGUGUUCGGGAUCAUCCUCUUCUUCUGGGAGCUCCUCCCUACCAGCCUGGUGGUGGUCUUCUUCAGAGUGCAGCGGCCCAAUCAGAACCUGACGUCAGGAGGAAUGAUAAACAGCCACAGUUUCAGCUCCAGAGCGUAUUUCUUUGAUAACCCACGCCGCUACGACAGCGAUGACGACUUGUCUCGGAGCAUGGGGUCCCGGGGAGAGAGGAACAGUAUCCUGUCCUCCACGCCGCAGUCGGGAUCCGGCUGGUAUGGAACGAUCCGGAGGAACGGCAGCUUCACCGUGGUGCCACACCUGCUGAACGGGCCACCCGCUGCCACGGCCCCACUUCUACUGGCCUAUGGCAACGUGCAGAACAGCCACCACCACCACCAUCACAACUACUACUCGACUCCGCAGAACCACUGCACCGCUCCACAGAACCACUGCUCCACUCCGCAGAACCACUGCUCCACUCCGCAGAACUAGCAGCCACAGCCUGCAGAGCCACACUCCACCCUGCACAGCUCUGCAAACUAGACCAGCUCCCCGCUCUGCAGAACGUGUCGCUCCCAGCCGCUCUGGUCCAGGGGUAGUCGAUUCAUUAAUGUGAAGGUGCAAAAUUCAUGGUUACAGCAAGGUCAGGGUCUGGAGCAAUAUUUCCGCAUGGACUGCUAUAACCAUAUACACACACACACACACACACACACACACACACACACACAGUUAUAUUACACAUGUUGCAGGUUUCAGAGUUCAUCACUAGGUUUAAAGGAUCAUUUUUUUUGUUUAUUAGGAAUCUUUUGAUUUUAUCUUUUAUAAUAGUCUGCCUUCCUUGCUGCUGUCUUGUUACUGUAUGAGUCCAUUCAGAACAUACGAACGGUCCGUCUGUUCACUACCCCUGCUCUAGUCCACUCAGCAAAGACUUGUGAUGCCUAGACAACCGACUACACUCCUCAGAAAGUAGAUAUUGCUAAGCUACCUACUCCACUCUGCAAAACAGAAACUACACAAUUCUGCUAAACCAUUCUUCUUCUCCUCCACUUUGCAAAACUGUCUGCUCAACCCCAUAGAGCUGAACUGGUACUACUGCAUUCCACAGAGCCAUCCCUGGGGCAUGGGGGUGGAAGAGAGCAGGCUUCCUGUAGAGUUUUGGAAAGUUAGCUGUGCCUGGAACUGUUUACAAGAGAAGAGUUUGUGCGCUGACUCGACCUCCUUCUAUCCAGGGAGUCGUGUGGAGAUAAGAAAUGAACAUUCCAGUCCGAGGCACCUUAAUUAUAUCAUUGCUGAAGAGGUGUUUUGUUUUUAAACUGAAAAGAAAAGGUCUUUUUUUUUUCUUGUUUCGUACGGUACGUGAUCGCAGGUGUGGAGGUUUGUAGCUUUCCCUGCGGUCUGUCUGUCUGCAGUGGCUGACCCCAGAGCUUCCUGUGCACCUUUACUGAAACACUUACAAGGCGGGGUGUGAAUUUGCACUUGAAUCCUGCACAUUAUCAGUCUGGUCAGACACAUCCAAACCGCCCCGUCCUUCUUCUCAUGACUUCCCUGUGGGGCUCUUCUACAUGUUGUGUACAGUACCUAUAAAAACAUGCCAAUGUUGUCCUUGUGACUUGAGAAAUGCACAGCCCGAGUUUGAGCCAGGCCUGAUUCUGGCAUGGGAAAGCCUGCAUUUACUGUGCAGGGAAUCACAAGGUGUUUCCAGCUGGAUGUCCAUGCAGAGAAACGUUCCUGCAGAACAGAGAAAGGAUGCAAGUCUCUUCAAGCUGAUAGCAGCCCCCGUCUCGAGGGAGCCGACAGCAUCCUGACUCAUUCAGGGCUGCACAAAAGAGGCUUGAUUUGGAAGGGCGGGCAAAAGAUGUGUAAUAAAAUUGAAUUUUGUAGCAGUGCAGCAGAAUUUAAUUUGAGUGAGUCCCAAAUGAAACGGCCCACUCAAACAGCUAUUUAAAUUAACCGAUAGGGUUUGGUUGUCAGGAAUGCUAGAAAGACUUUUUUUUCUUUUGCGUUGUUUUUUAUCAGCUAGAAGAAUGUGGCCUACGCAAUUCGAGUAGAGACCCUUAUUUGACUCCCCACCUUAUCGAGGAAAAAGGGGAAGGCUGGAGCAGAUCAGAGAGGCAGGACCCUCCACGCCUGCCAGUUUAAAAGCCUUGUAUGUGCCCAUGUUCCACCCAUGUUCCCUCGUGCUCCAGUUUACAGUGUUGCUCCCGUCACUUCAGAGCAUCUCAAAAUGUGCCAUUAGAACAGAACCUUUGUUAUUGUAAACCAGUGCACUGUAGGAUAAAACAGUCAUGAACAGGCUAAAUAUCAUACUGAAUACAACCCUGGCAGGUGGUUUGUCUCAUUACCAGUUAAAAUUUGUCUUCUUACCAUUUAUAAAUAAUUGGCAGCCUUUUUAUUUAGGCUUUGUAUCACAGGGCAGCUUUCAAAGCAACUUAUUGUAAGUGAUAUUUUCAAGAAGUGUUCUCUGUGUUCAAAGCUCAAGAUUGAUUUCAGCAGCUUGGUGAACAGGGAUUGAAAGUGUUGCAAGCAGCUAGUUGGGCUCCAUAUUUACCAAACGUCAAGGUCCUUUUUGUUUUUGGAGAUCUAGACGUCUAGAUUUUAUUUUAUGUGACCAGGAAAGCGGGGCAAGUGCAGUGUGUAAAGAAUGAACCAAUCAGCAUGCGGGCCCAGGUCCCAACCUGAUACUGGGAGGGCCAAUCAGCUGGGGAUUGAGAGUCUGGUCAAGGGUCAGGGUUCUGAGGUUGUAGCUGAUUCUUGCCAUGAGUUACUGAACAGUGUUUAAUACAAGACAAGCUAGUCACUAAAGAAAGAAUCGGGUUUUGAGUUUGGGGUUUUCUGUUUGUUCUCUGAGACACUGCAGUCUUUCUUUCUGUUUUACCCCCAAAGGAAUGUCCUUGCAUAAAACCCGUAACCAUUGUUUUUUUUUUUUUUUUUUUUUUUUCCUUUUCAUUUUUUUUUUACAUUGAACAGCAUUCCACUGUGUAAGCAUUAAGAGAAAUGACAGAUUGAGCGUGCGUGUGUGUGAUGACCGUGGGUUUCGGCUGAUGUUCUACUAUGUGCCUGUUUGGUGUUUAUUGUUGUUAUUAUUCUGUUGAAUGUUAAACCUGUCUAGAUUGAAAUUGGAGUAGAUUCUGUCUUUGGGCUUGAGGUCUGGUAUUUGUUAUUGAGCUCUGGUGUCUGGGGUUCAGCUCUGGUGUCUGGGGUUCAGCUCUGGUGUCUGGGCUUGAGCUCUGGUGUCUGGGGUUCAGCUCUUGUGUCUGGGCUUGAGUAACAUGGGGGUGGGUGGGGUUUUGAGGACACAAUAAGAAUGUUUUCAUUUCUGUAAAGUGCGAAAGUAACUGUACUAACAAACAUAUCAACAUGCAAUGCACAGUGAAAAUAUAUACAGCCUGAGAGGGCUGCGAAGGGUGUGGUUCUGUCCCCUAAAUACUGUGUUUUUCUGCGCUGCCAUAUUGGCAAACCUGUAUUACAGGGACGUAUAAAGAGAUUCUGGUGGGCACCUUACGCCAGGGCUGGCCAAAGUUGACCUGUACUGAAUUGUUUCAUUGAGCUAAUUAAACCUGCAUCCAGACCCUGAAGUCGUUCAUUAUCCCAUUUUACCUGUUAAACCUGGAGUGGAACGGCCCUCCAGGACUGUGAUUGGACACAUGCUAUCUGAAUAUAUUCUCUGUUGGCGGCUCAGUUAUGUCUCGUGAGGCUUAUGAAAUAAUGGGGACAAUCGGCAACACAAAUCACAUGCUUCUGUCGGAGAGUAAUGCAGCCUCAGUCCAAACACCUUGGGGUCUGAGCUGCUGUGCAGGAUCCUCCGCCUCCUCUCGUGAUUAGGCUGGGGACCCUGACUUGUAGCACAGCAUUACUACGUUCCUUACCUGAGACCCUGGAUCAAUAGAAAAUGCUUAAAAGAAACAGUCUAGAGUCCCGGUCAGCUCUCAAGUAACCGUGCACAUGAAUGGGAGCUGUGGUUCAGACCCAACUCCCAGUCUUAGCACCUUCAGUAAGCACUUUGCCUUUAAUAGCGGUCUGUCCUCGCACCUCUGCAAGCACUGUGUACGUUACUGUCUGUGUCAUGCAUGAACUCUGUGACAGCAGCGUGAAACUCACUGACAUGGUAAACAAUUCAGCAUGGUACUCCCCGUGUCGCACUAACUGAUACAGAUCUGAAUUGAUACAAUCCGUGCAAACUCUUUAUGAGUUAGCUGGGUAUGACUGGUGCUCAGAUUAAUGCUGGUUCUGAAUCAAACCUGAGAAUGACCUGGCGUAGAUAAAGCUGUGUUUGCACAAACCUCUUCAGGGCUUUAAAAAUUUAACAAAUAAAUAAUUAAAUGCGGGGGUUGGCGGUGGUGUCUUUCACUCCACUUAGGUAAUCGCUGUGUAUUUCGUGAAUGUAUUUUAAGCCAAUGUUAUAGAAUCGGUUGGAAUGCAUUGUUGGCUGGGUUGCCAGUGAAGUAGUUUGAGGAUAAGAACUUCCUAACAUUAACUCUUAUCGACCCCUCUUUGGAAUGGAAAUGCCCUGGCUAAUUCGGAGAGGAGGGUGUCCUGGUUGCAAGCUGGGCUGCGCUCUCACAGGUUCCACUGAUCCGUUUUGAGACUAAGGCAACCUUGGUUUUUUUUUUUUUUUAAGAAAAUGUGACUUGAGGAAGAAAAAAAAAGAAAAUGAAGUGUUGGAGAGUGAGAGGAGCCGGGCUGGCUGCGGGAGCGGCUGGGUUCCUGUUCAGACUCGGGAGUCAGUGUGUAGGGUUAUUUAUUUAUUCAUUUAUAUAUGUAUGUAUUAUUCUUCAGUGUCUCACAGGCUGGUCCGCUCCACGCGUGCAGGGUUUGAGGGUGCUGGAUCUCGUGGUUCGUGAUUCUCCCAUUUUCAUUUGAAUGCACUUUUACUGUGAUUUAAAGAAUGUACCUUCGUUUUGAUAUUUAAAAUGGGAACAAAACUGAAAAGCAGAGGGGAAGAAAAAAGCAUUCCUCUUACACAGAAUGUUCCAAAUUGAGGGAUGUUUAACAAUUAAAUCGAAUAGAAAUGGUACGUGCCUAGGUUUGGGGGAUCCUCAGCUGCACGCUCUGCUUUCAGUAGGUUUUGUUCGUUGUGGUGCCAAACUUAGGACAGCAGGAAGAAAAAGAUCUGCCGUCCUGAUGCUUUGAACGGAGCAGAGGAUGUGCUGAAUUAGAUCUGGAAUUGGGGUGGGUGUCUGGAUGCCGUGCCUGAGGGGCUGUAGCACCUCAUCCAGGUUUCAGGUACUAGAAAGCAGUGCGGCUUUAAAACUGGACAGCUUAUGCCUCUGUGGCUGGGUUUGGGCACCCCUGUUCAAAGAGGCUGGUGUGUUUAUGAUGUAAUAGAAAACUAGUCAACACAUUGUUUUUCUUCUGAAUUUUCAGAGACUGACCAUUUUAUUUUGCUUUUGUCCCAUUUCCAGAUUGGGGAAUAAUUUAUAAAUUAGGUGCAAUAUUUCAGUGUUUGUUAAUUAAAUUGAGUACAAGUUGGCCCUUAAACAGCUAUAUAUAUAUAUAUAUAUAUAUAUAUAUAUAUAUAUAUAUAUAUAAUCUCUUGUUUGGAAAGGGGCUGCGUUUCCACUGCCCAGAUCCUGCUCUCCGUGAGCAGUGACUGCUGGUCCCCUCCUUGGCAGGAAUCCGUCUCAUGUCGGUCUUGUGUGGAGAAGGGUUAAUAAAGCAUUCUCAGUGCAGGUCGUGUGAGUGCACACGACGUAGCGUUUCUCCAGAACAGUAACAAGGUGUCCCAUUCCUGACCUGAACUUUAAUAUUGCCCCCCACAUCUAAUGAAAUAACGAUCCCCGCUUACUCUGUUUUAAUCGAGGGCUCUGUGAGAACGCGUCCGAUCUGGGCAGUGGAAACUUGGGUUUCUCAUUUCUUUUUACAGUGCAAUAAUUUGUCUAACCAAUUCACAUGACAGCUACUGAGCUGCCAUAGGGACCAAAUAUUGAAUUCCACUUAUUUGCCUAACUGUUGGAACUGUGAUAAUCUGAGUGCGAGAGAGGUCGAGGUUUUAUUCAAGUCAAAAUACAUCCAAAACAAUCCCUUAGUUGAGAGGCCACUAUCAUACUAUCAGGCAGUGCUGCCCUGUGUGGGUGUGAGGGGGGUUCCUUGUGCUUCCCAUGUAACACAAUGUCAUAAAGGUGAUCAAACAUGGACAGUAUAUUCCCAAACAAUCCAUAUGCUAUGUAUUUAAAAUGUUACGUUUUAGAUCGAUUAGUUUCUGUGAAGUUAACUGGUGUAUAUCAUCUUCUCUGACAUUGUUUGAUUGAUUGUUUUUUUUUUGUACCAUUUGUGUCCUGAGGAAUGUAACAGAUUUAUCUAGAUUUCAUAGUUCACUAAUCUGUGUGCAAGCACUACCAUGUUUCAAUAAAGUCUUAUUGCACUGUUUUAAAA
Acipenser ruthenus (sterlet) is the source of this 7603-nucleotide messenger RNA. Its product is annotated as G protein-coupled receptor 137Ba-like. The transcript is spliced from 7 exons. Lineage: Eukaryota; Metazoa; Chordata; Actinopteri; Acipenseriformes; Acipenseridae. Gene Ontology annotation, biological process: positive regulation of TORC1 signaling. The coding region runs from base 395 to 1723 and encodes 442 amino acids. The record is from RefSeq and is a predicted model, not a curated record. Gene Ontology annotation, cellular component: lysosomal membrane.